AUGGCCCCAAAGAAGAAAGAACAUAGCGAUGACCUACGAAGCCUUGUGAUCAAACAUCAUUUGAACGGCGAUUCUCAACGAGAAAUAGCAAAAAAAGUUCUGUUGAGUCGAGAAACGGUGCGAUCGAUGAUAAACAAAUACAAGAAUACGAAGUACAUCGGAAAUCUUUUCGGUCGUGGUCGCAAACGCAAGACAACAACGACGACGGAUCAAUUGAUCCAAAGGAAAUUGAAAAUCGAUCGACGAAAAACAGCGCGCAGUGUUACAUCUGAACUGGGAAUCGUCAUCAGCCAGUCGACUGUUCAACGUCGCGCACAUGAAAUAGGACUAUUUGGUCGAGUUGCUCGAAAAAAACCAUAUGUUAGUAAGAUGGACCGUGUGCAACGUCUCAAGUAUGCAAAAGAGAUGUUAGAAAAGCCAUUUGACUACUGGGAUACUGUUGUCUGGUCAGACGAAUCAAAGUUCAACUUAUUUGGUUCAGAUGGAAAGGUGAUGGUGUGGAGAAGUCGGAAGGAAGAAUUCGAUCCUAAAUGUACUUUACCAACAGUCAAGUAUGGAGGCGGCUCUGUGAUGGUAUGGGGCUGUUUUACGAAGAAAGGAGUUGGGAAGUUGUACAUUUUGGAUCGUAUCAUGGACCGCUUUCAUUAUCGGGAAAUACUGGAGAAGAAUCUGAUACCAUCCAUACGACAACUGAGCCUUGGAACGAAUUUCACGUUUAUGCAUGACAACGAUCCUAAGCAUACCUCGGCAUUGGUCAGGAAUUGGUUGAGAAAUAAUGGGGUUAGAGUUUUGCAAUGGCCUUCUUCGUCUCCGGAUUUAAAUCCCAUAGAACAUUUGUGGGACGUAUUGGAAGAUCGUGUCAAGAAACGUCAGUCAAAAAACAAGGCAGAGUUGGCGUUGCAUCUGGCAGAGGAAUGGAACAAGAUUGAACUACCAGUCUUAGCAAAGUUAAUUGGAUCGGUUCCCAGUAGAUUGAUUGAAUGUAUCAAGAUGAAAGGCUAUUCAACUCGUUACUAG
Messenger RNA from Didymodactylos carnosus, 1017 nucleotides. Lineage: Eukaryota; Metazoa; Rotifera; Eurotatoria; Philodinida; Philodinidae. The record is from the annotation of a GenBank genome assembly.